Molecule: messenger RNA, 243 nt
Organism: Protopolystoma xenopodis
Lineage: Eukaryota; Metazoa; Platyhelminthes; Monogenea; Polystomatidea; Polystomatidae
Source: the annotation of a GenBank genome assembly
AUUGAUCUGAUGUCUAUUAGUGGACAUAAAAUAUAUGGUCCUAAGGGGGUUGGUGCCCUCUACGUUCGACGCCGCCCGCGAGUUCGUAUAGAAGCUCUGCAAAGUGGUGGAGGCCAGGAACGUGGAAUGCGUUCUGGAACCGUUCCGACUCCUCUUGUGGUUGGACUCGGAACAGCUUGUCGCUUAUGCAAGGAGGAAAUGGAGGCCAGUUUUGUUCUCUAUUCUGCUAAUAUAAGCCUAUAA